AAAACGUGAUUUCCGCGUUUGGUACUGGUCUAACGAGUCUCAUUAGAAUUACGAAACUAUGGCUUCAGAUCCACAGGAGAUAUCACCACAUGCUGAGGAAGAGAUUGAAGAAACGCCAGGCUACAAACCGCCGGCUGAGAAGUCAUUGGCUGAAAUUCAACAACUAGACGACGAAGAUGAAAGCUUAAAAAAGUACAAAGAAACACUUCUAGGUACCAAUUUAGCGACAGGCAUAGAUGAUCCUCGAAAGGUUAUUGUUGAAAAGAUGUGCCUUGUAGUGGAAGGUCGACCAGAUGUAGAGCUUGCUUUAACAGGAGACUUGUCAGUUUUAAAAUCUUCUCCCUUUGUCAUCAAAGAAGGCACAGAAUAUAGGAUAAAGAUUUUAUUCAGAAUUCAGCAUGAAAUCGUAUGUGGUUUAAAGUAUCAUCAGUUAACGUACAGGAAAGGAAUACGAGUUGACAAAACUCAUUUCAUGGUUGGCAGCUAUGGCCCGAAAGCAGAACUGCAGUUUUACCAGACUCCAGCAGAGGAGGCGCCAAAAGGAAUGGUUGCACGUGGCCACUAUACAGUCAAGAGCAAAUUUAUAGACGACGAUAAAAAUGACCAUCUCAGCUGGGAGUGGGCUUUUGAUAUAAAAAAGGACUGGCAGUAGAAAUUUAGGUCUUCUUUGAAAAGAUCAGUUUAUGUAAAAAAUACUUGAUACAUAUUAGAUAUAGCUAGAUUAAAUAGUGAUCCGAUGUCGUCUUGGGUAAACUGGGUACCCAUUGCACAAAUUAUUUUUAUUACUCAGACGUAAUUACUUUCCAAUUAAAACUACUGUAAAAUACUUUAUUUUAGCUGGAAUUAAUUUUUGUGGAAAAGGCUUUUUGGAUUCUUGCAAGGAGUUUGUUUAUGGAGUUGAUUGAAAAACAUGGGAAGAAAGUUAUAUUCGCUGGAUUUUAUUUUCACUGAAUUAUCCCUUCAGCGAAAAUAGUGUAUUUCACAGUAUAUAGCUGAUUUAUACUUAGUGAGAGUGUGUCACUGUUUAAAAUACUUUGCCUGCUUGUGUGUUUUUUUUCCUCAAGAUUACUUUCAUCGUACUGACUGUGUAAACUCCAAUGUUAAAAUAAUGUCUUUGUAAAAAAUGAUUGGUGUUUUUUAUGAAGGUUUGUGAGCUGGAAGAAUCUUUUUGUCAUAUGGUUUGAGUAAUUUCUGAUUUCACACAUCUGACGCCUAUCUGUACAUGCGAUUACAACUGUUAAAGAGGGGAGGAAGGGCUUUACGGUAUUUGUUGCAAGUUAUCGCUAGUGAGCUGCCUCUUUGAAAUAAAUGUGUACACAUGAUAGUCUGAAUACUUAAUUGAAUCCAAAUGUUAAUUUGUGUUCAUGUAUUGUCUAUUUUCAAUUGACACUCUGGAACUAUUCUGAUAAGAUACUUAUUCAUGUAUUCGAUAGAUGAGUAAUUAUUCCACGUUUGCUCAGAUCGAUGAGGGGUUUAAACUUUAUUCAUGUUCUUUGCUUAUUCUCGUUUUACUUUCCAUUACUGGGAUUGUUUAACGACCUAUCAGAAUAAAGUCUGUGCACCUUGACUCUAAACCACUGAAAUGUUAAUAUUUAUGAGAGGAUGGAAGAUGUUUCCCUGUGCAUCAACAGAACAAAAAGUAGCAGUGUUUAUAUUCAGAGAAAAUGUUAUGAUGUGAAGAAUCAACAAGUAAAAGUGUGUUUGCAAAUAUUUUCUUAAUCUGUAAUCUCUUGAAUUUGUUUCAUACUAUAGUUGGUGUCAAGCUGAAGAUAAUAUAAUGUGUUGAUGUUACGUAGAACAGUUGGUAAAUAAAUUCUUCUUUACAAU
Molecule: messenger RNA, 1827 nt
Organism: Saccoglossus kowalevskii
Lineage: Eukaryota; Metazoa; Hemichordata; Enteropneusta; Harrimaniidae
Product: rho GDP-dissociation inhibitor 1-like
Biological process (GO): Rho protein signal transduction
Cellular component (GO): cytosol; cytoplasm; membrane
Molecular function (GO): Rho GDP-dissociation inhibitor activity; protein binding
Source: RefSeq, a predicted model, not a curated record